AUGCUGGAUUUCAUGGACUACAUCCAGCUCGCCUUUGCGGAGGCCACCAACUGGAACCGCGACAACUCAUACCUAUCGCUCACCACCACCGCACAGUCGAUCCUGGACUUUUCUACUCCGGAAAGAUUGCGAGUUCGUGUUUCUUCACUCUCAACUCCUCAUUUCGCAACCAGCUACACGCUAGGCACGGUGGGCUUGCUCGAUGGCUCCGUAUCGUACCUCUUCAGUACUGUCCCUCUUCACAACACGCCGAGUCGGAGCGCGUUGAUACCUCUUCGAAAGAUCUCUCCGGGUUACCGUCAAGUAUAUCCGCCGAUAGCCCCCGUGCAGUCAUGGGGCUGGGACUCGCUUUUAAAUGGAGUCGGCAUUCCCGGCCUGAAGAACGGGCCCGCAUCCAAGUUUCCCACGCGCAAGGACGAUGAACAAACGGUAGAUGAGGCUGCACAACGGAAAGCAACUCUUUUGCAUGCCUCGCUUCAACUUCCGUCGCCAACCACGUUGUAUGCACUAUUCCUGCGCAGGAUGUCCCCAACCACACAACUGUCCCUUGCGGUUUGCUCGACCCGAGGACCGCCUUUAUCAAAUUCCGCACCGCAGGCAUCAAUGCUCGCUCAAUUAUCUCAUGACACGGGCAAAUACUGCAACGAGUAUCUAUUCAGUACUGAUAACGCACUUUUUGGCUGGCGUGGUCUCUGGAAUUUUGGUCCUGAUCCUCGUGUUACCCGCGAUGAUGCGCCGCCUCGAUUGUCACUUCUAUCCGCCGGAGCAGAAGCAUACUACUCACCAGUAUCUUCACUCAUCGGAAUGUCAACAGGACUGCGAUUCAGCACACUCCCGGCAGCGACCGAAGUGCCUUCGCCUUCAUCUACAUCUACACCUCCCACACCUAUAUCCACAUUUCCCUAUACCUUGACGCUCACUCUCACCCCUAUCACUGGCUCUUUGUCCACGACAUAUUCCCUCCGUGCCUCACCGAAUCUCGCAUUCAGUUCGCGGUUUGGCUUCAAUGUCUACAGUUGGGAGAGCGAAAUGGUUGCCGGCUGUGAACUCUGGCGGAGGGCCAAGAAAUCCACCUCCCCCGCGAACGACGAUCUUGAAUGGGCUCGGCGGAAAAUGCGCCUGCACGAUUUCUCUGCCUCGUUGCCCGGUUCCCCGCCGCCGACCCCUCCACUCCCCUCUGACCCGGUUCAUCCCGAGCCUGUUACGGGCUCAGAGACAGAUGACAGUGAAGCCAAUGAUUCCGUGAUCAAGCUCCGCAUAGACCAAUCUUGGAAUGUACGUCUACUAUGGGAAGGUCGAGUCAAAGAGCUCCUGGUGAGUGCAGGUGUCGGGUUGGGCCCGGGAUCCUUCUCGCUGUCUCCGAGUCUGUCCUCCACUGCUUCGGGGAGUGGGUCGACGCAGAGUGGAGGUGGCGCACCCUCAUACUGGCGUGGGGUUGGAGUUUCGGUCAUGUAUUCAUCAUGA
This is a messenger RNA of Penicillium argentinense, 1464 nucleotides long. Its product is annotated as mitochondrial distribution and morphology protein 10. The transcript is spliced from 2 exons. Gene Ontology annotation, biological process: establishment of mitochondrion localization; phospholipid transport; protein insertion into mitochondrial outer membrane. NCBI's taxonomy places the organism in Eukaryota, Fungi, Ascomycota, Eurotiomycetes, Eurotiales, Aspergillaceae. Bases 1 to 1464 code for a protein of 487 amino acids. Gene Ontology annotation, cellular component: SAM complex; ERMES complex. The record is from RefSeq and is a predicted model, not a curated record.